Podospora pseudocomata is the source of this 1083-nucleotide messenger RNA. RefSeq lists its product as uncharacterized. The transcript has a single exon. The record is from RefSeq and is a predicted model, not a curated record. Bases 1 to 1083 code for a protein of 360 amino acids. Gene Ontology annotation, molecular function: 2-oxoglutarate-dependent dioxygenase activity. Lineage: Eukaryota; Fungi; Ascomycota; Sordariomycetes; Sordariales; Podosporaceae.
AUGGCUCCUACCACCGAACCCGUAAAGACCGUCGAAUGGCAAGGCAGGCAGGUUCCUGUCUGGCCCAUGAGGACCAUCAAGUACGAUCUGCUCCUCUCGCAGGAUCCUGAGGAGGUCGAGAAGGUGCUCCAGGCUUGCCUUCAGGACGGUUACUUCCAGCUCGAUCUCGACAGCAUCGACGGCCGUCGCAUGCUCGAGGACCGUGAGCAACUUCUCAAGCUCAUGAACCGCUUCUUUGAUGCCCCCCUCGAGGCCAAGAACGAAUAUGGCUUGAUCGACUCCCAUCUUGGCUACGAGCCUGUCGGUAACCGCACUGGCGCCUUUGGUGCUGGCUCCAAGGACGGCUAUGAGAUGCUCAAGGUCUCGCGAGACGAGAUCCAGCAGGGCAGCCCUCGCGUCCCCUCCCCGAUCAAGAACAGCGGCGAUCUCCACCAGUUGGAGCAGGUCAUCGGCAGCUGCAACACCAUCACCAAGGUCAUCUUGGCAGCCCUCUCCACCGGCUUGAACCUGGCUGGCAAGGACCGCUUCGAGAACUCCCACCGCAACGACCGCCCCUCAGCCACCACUCUCUCCAUGAUGCACUACCUCCCCGCUGAGAUCACCGGCCAGCACAAGGUCGGCCACCAGAAGCACACCGACAUCAGCUCCCUCACCCUCCUCUUCAGCGACCAAUGGGGUCUCCAGGUCCGCCCCCCCGGAGAGUGCGGCGCCCUCGAGAUGGGCUUCGUCGAGCCCCAGAAGAACUGCGCCUUCGUCCACGUCGGCGAUUCCCUCCGCUUUGCCAGCGGCAUGAAGUUCCAGUCGUGCAUCCACCGCGUCGUACCCUUCGACCCCACCGAGCACCGGUACUCGAUCGCCUACUUCCUCCGCGCCGAGGACGACACCAUGUUCAUGGACUCGGAGGGACGCUAUGUCACCGCAAAGGACUGGCACGACCAGAAGUUCAAGGCGUUUACCGACCCUUGGUUCUACCAGGCUCAGGCGCCCAAGACGAUGAUUCUUGGAGGUAUGGUUGAGGCUGGCGCUGAUGACCCGGAGCCUGUCACCGCCUACGCCCCUCUCCCCGUUCAGAUGCCCGCUUGA